AGUGUAUCCGGGGUCAUUCUGGAAGAGUCAGCAGCCAGCCAGGAACCUCCCAGGUCAGAGGAGCUGCGGGGCUGAGUGACCGACUUGUUCCCUGACCGCUGGCUGGUUUCCCUGACCUGGUUAUUUCUGGACCUGGGAAAACUCACAUAAUUCCCUGGCUGCGGGCCUGGGAGAGUCAGCAGUCGGCAGCGCAGCGGCGGGAACCGCAGCCUGGGGACCCUGGAACCUCCCAGGUCCCCCACUGCUCAACCAGAUCUGCUCACCAGUUAAUCAACUAAGAACCCUGGAUGGUAAAGAGAGAAGACUGUAGUAAAGAAUCCAGACAGAAACUUGGAGAAGAGCAAUAAGAAGGAUGAAUGCGUCUUUGGUAAAUGCUCCCCAGGGUCAGUUAACAUUCAAGGAUGUGGCUGUGGACUUCUCACAGGAGGAAUGGGGAUGUCUUGACUGUGCUCAGAGGGCUUUGUACAUGGAUGUGAUGUUGGAGAAUUACAGCAACCUACUCUUUGUGGAGAAUAAUCACGUAUGUGUCAAACAUGAUGAAGUCUUGGAUCAUGGCACAAAAUAUACUGCCCCUGAACAUGUGAUUAUUCAAGAGAAGUUUAAUAAAUGGAAUGAAUGGGGGAAAAUGAUUGCUGAAUCCUCCAAAAGUACACCUUAUCAAGCUAACAACAGAGAAGCCUCCACUGAAUCACCAGACAGACAUAAAAGUGAGAAUGCCAGGGAACCAUGCAAAUAUAAAGACUGUGUGAAUAGCUUCAAUUUGUAUUCCAUCACUAGUCAAAAUCAAACAGUGCACCUAGAGAUGAAAAAACAAAACAAAACACAGCAUGAUACAGUUUCUCACUCUAAAUAUAAACUCGUGUUAAAAGGAAACAGUAGUGGAAUGAGACCACACAAGUGCAGGAAGUCUGGAAAAUCCUUCAAGAUAUACUCAAGCCUGAGUAGACUUCAGAGAGCUCAUACUGGAGAGAAGCACUAUAAAUGUACAAAAUGUAGUAAAUCCUUUCUGCAUUUGUCACAGCUCAAGGUACAUUACAAAAUCCAUUAUGGAGGAUAUCCCUACAAAUGUACAGAAUGUGGUAAGUGCUUUUAUCAUGUGUCAGACUUCGAAAGACACUACAGAAUCCAGACUGGAGACAAUACUUACAAAUGUAGUUUUUGUGGCAAAUCCUUUAUAUGCUGCUCAGGUCUUAGAAAACAUGAGAAAAUUCAUGAAGGACGGAGGCUCUUCGAAUAUAACCAAGGUACUAGGUCAGUCUGUACAUUUUCCUACCGUGAAUACCAUUACAGGACAGAUAUAAGAGAGAAAUGUUACAGAUGUAAAGAAUGUGGCAAAUCUCUUUCCACAUCCUCAGGACUUAAAAUACAUCAGAGAAUUCAUACAGGAGAGAAACCUUACAAAUGUAGUGACUGUGACAGAUCUUUUACCCAGAAGAGCAAUCUUAGAAUGCAUCAGAGAAUUCAUACAGGAGAGAACCCAUACAAAUGCAGUGAAUGUGACAGAUGCUUCACCCAGAAAUGCCUUCUUAGAACUCAUCAGAGAUCUCAUUCAGGAGAAAAACCUUACAAAUGUAGUGAGUGUGACAAAGCCUUUGCUGAUGGCUCAUAUCUUAGAAGUCAUCAGAGAAUUCAUUCAGGAAAGAAACCAUACAAAUGUAGUGAAUGUGACAAAUCCUUUAACCGGAAAGACCAUCUUAGAAUUCAUCAGAGAAUUCAUACAGGAGAGAAACCUUACAAAUGUAGUGAAUGUGAAAAAUGCUUUACCCAGAAAGGCAGUGUUAGAAUUCAUCAGAGAAUUCAUACGGGUGAGAAACCUUACAAAUGUAGUAAAUGUGAUAAAUCUUUUUCCAAGAAAGACUGUCUUAUAAUUCAUCAGAUAAUUCAUACAGGAGAAGAACCUUACAAAUGUAGUGAAUGUGGCAAAUGCUUUAACCGGAAAGAGCAUCUUAGAGCUCAUCAAAGAUUUCAUACAAGAGGGAGAAUUUACAAAUGUAGUGAAUGUGAUGAAUCCUUUACCCUGAAAAUCAAUCUAAGAAUUCAUCAGAAAAUUCAUAUAGGAGACAAGACUUACAAAUGUAGUAUAUGUGACAAAUCCUUUAACCGGAGAAACCAUCUUAGAACUCAUGAGAGAAUUCAUGCAGGAGAAAAGCCUUACAAUUGUAGGGAAUUUGAAAAUUCCUUUACCCAGAAUGGCUCUCUUAGAAUUCAUGAGAGACUUCAUUCAAACAAGAAACUUUACAAAUGCAAUGAAUGUGACAAAUCCUUUACUAGCAGCUCUUAUGUUAGAAUUCAUCAGAGAAUUCAUUCAGGAGAGAAACCUUACAAAUGUAGUGAGUGUGACAAAUGCUUUACCAGUGGCUCAUAUCUUAGAAUGCACCAAAGAAUUCAUACAGGAGACAAACCUUACAAAUGUGGUGAAUGUGAUAAAUGCUUUACUCAGAAAUGCAGUCUGAGAAUUCACCAGAGAAGUCAUACAGGAGAGAAACCUUACAAGUGUGGUAAUUGUGACAGAUCCUUUACAAGUGGGUCAUAUCUGAGAAUACAUCAGAGAAUUCAUAGAGGUGAGAAGCCUUAUAAAUGUAGUGAAUGUGACAAAUCCUUUACCCAGAAAGGCUAUCUUAGAAUUCAUCAGAGAAUUCAUAAAGAAAAACCUUACAAAGGAAGUAAAUGAAAAAUCCUUUACCCAGGAACCCUAACUUGUGGAACUCAUCAGAGAAUUCAUAUUGGAGAAAAUCCUUAAAUGUAGGGAAUGUAACAAAUCCCUUCACAGGAAAAACCUAUCUCAGAACUUAUCAGAAAUUUCAUACAAGAAAUAAAACAUACAAAUGUAUAGAAUCUGAUAAAUCUUUUACCCAGAAAGGCUGUCUCAGAAUUAAUCACAGACUUCAUUCAAGAAAGAAACUUUAUAAAUGCAGUGGAUGUGACAAACCCUUUACCAUGACAAACUAUCUUAGACCUCGUCAGAAAAAACAGGAGAGAAACUACAAAUUUGGUGAAAAUACAAAUCCUUGGCAUGUCUCUUAAAAUACAUCAAAGAAUCCAGAAAGGAGAGAAACUUUACAGAUAAAGUAUAUGAGAAGUCUUCACCCAUAUCUCAUACUCUUAGAAAACAUCCAACAUCCAUAGUGGGAGAAAGUUUCCCUAAGAAAGUCCCUAAGAAGUUUUUUAUAAAAGCUCUAUCCUUUGUGACACUUGAGGCUCCACACUAGACAUUAUUAUGAACAUAAGAAACUUUUGAAAACUUAGAGUUUUGUUAGA
Messenger RNA from Arvicanthis niloticus (Nile rat), 3258 nucleotides. NCBI's taxonomy places the organism in Eukaryota, Metazoa, Chordata, Mammalia, Rodentia, Muridae. The record is from RefSeq and is a predicted model, not a curated record.